AUGAGGAAAACAUCCUACGUUGUCGCGUUCUUCGCGGUCCUCCUCACAUUAAUCUUUAACGUCAUUUCCGUCCGCCGUCCCGACUGGCUCGUCGUCAACAGCCCUGAAGUGCUCCACUCCAAGGUCACUGUCCAGUAUGGCCUCAAUCAGCGGUGCGACCGACAAGUGAUUGCCAUACCGGGUCUCCCAGAGGGCAGCAAGCUUGCGUACACCGACUACAAAUGCCGGGUUUUCCCCAAUCGAGCCCUGGACAACUGUGAGAAGGAAAACAAGGCGUUCUGCAUGGUCUGGAGCACCGCAGGCUACUUCUCCGAGUUGGGUAUUGGGUUCGGCGCCGUCGCCUGCCUCACUCUCCUAUUUGGUGUUACCACGCACUCCAGGAGAAGGCGGAUAUGGAGGGCGGUAGCUGUCCUGACCGCAUUACAUGUUAUGUUCCAAAUCAUGGCGUUCGGUGUCGUGACGCAUCUAUACCGUGAAGCAUGGUUCCCGUCGUACGAGAGGGCUCGUCCAGGCCUUGCCUAUGUCCUCAAUACACUCUCUUGGGUCUUUGGGAUUUUGGUGACGGUCGGUAUCAUAACGACUGGUAUCUCGGCCAACAGAGGUCACCACUGGGCUGCUGGCAACAGGGCGUACAGGCCCAUUGCUGGGUAA
Messenger RNA from Fibroporia radiculosa, 651 nucleotides. RefSeq lists its product as uncharacterized. The transcript is spliced from 5 exons. NCBI's taxonomy places the organism in Eukaryota, Fungi, Basidiomycota, Agaricomycetes, Polyporales, Fibroporiaceae. The record is from RefSeq and is a predicted model, not a curated record. Bases 1 to 651 code for a protein of 216 amino acids.